AUGCCCCCUAGGAAGAGGAACGCUGCUCAGAGAAAAGCGACAAGUGAAGACGAGCCGCAGCUUUCUCCAGCCGAGAUCAUAGACGAGCAGGAGCAAGAUAAUGAGAUCGCAGCCCUGCGAAAGAAGAACACCGAAGAGAACAGGCAAUCUCAGAACGCCCUGGACGUGGGCGUCUUGACUUCUAUCUUCAUUACUGCGAUCCAAAUAUACAACUUCAGAAACCACCCAAACCCCAUCUUCCUCUUUCUCAACGUCUUCCACCUCGUCAUGCUCCCAUUCUCCCUCACCCCCGAAUGGCUUCCGUCCUCAUGGAAACCCUAUCUCCUCUCCCCGUCAAACCACCUUCUACUCGUAUCGGUACACCUCACGACUACCCUCUGUGCCUUGUUCUUACGGUACCAGCAAACGCCAGUAUUCGGGCAGGAGGGAGGAUUGGAGUUUGGAGAAGUCGCAAGGUGGGCGCUGCCGACGCUGGUGGUGGGUGCGGUGGAGAUGCAGAGGCGGGCAGAAAGGGAGACAGAUGCCAAAAUUAGACUGCUUGAGGGGUUGAGAUAUGAUGUGAAAGGGGCGUAG
Messenger RNA from Cryptococcus amylolentus CBS 6039, 573 nucleotides. RefSeq lists its product as hypothetical. The transcript has 4 exons. Bases 1 to 573 code for a protein of 190 amino acids. The record is from RefSeq and is a predicted model, not a curated record. Lineage: Eukaryota; Fungi; Basidiomycota; Tremellomycetes; Tremellales; Cryptococcaceae.